This is a messenger RNA of Theobroma cacao (cacao), 2718 nucleotides long. Its product is annotated as putative disease resistance protein At4g27220. Gene Ontology annotation, molecular function: protein binding; ADP binding. Lineage: Eukaryota; Viridiplantae; Streptophyta; Magnoliopsida; Malvales; Malvaceae. The record is from RefSeq and is a predicted model, not a curated record.
AUGGAUUUUGUUCUGCAUAAGGGUGAUAAACACUGGGACAACCAUAGAAGCCUUGACCAGAACAUGAAGGAUCUAAAAAGAAAAUUGGAGGAUUUAAAUGCCUUUAAGGAAGACACUGAAUCAAAAAUGAAGGCAGAACUGCAACCUAGGAAGAAACUCAAGAAAGAAGUUCAUCUAUGGCUGGGAAAUGUUGAAAGAAUAAAUGAUGAGAUACAAAAUCUUGAACAAGAAGUUGAGGAAAGCACAGCUAUCUUACGUGGAUUUCACACGAAAAAUGUUUUAAAAAAGAAACAAGGAAUUGAGGAGCUUCUUCAACAGGGUAAGUUUGAUCAAGGUUUGGUAGUCGAUGACCUUACGUGGAUUGGACAAGCUUUGUCAACAACAAAUUUAGUUGGGAAAGCUGCAGAGAACUGUAUGGAAGAAAUUUGGACAUGCUUGAUGGAUGAUGAUAUUGGAAAGAUUGGUGUUUGGGGAAUGGGAGGAUUGGGUAAAACGACAAUCAUGAAGAUCCUCAACAACCAACUUUUAAAAAAGAUUAAAAAGUUCAACAUUGUUAUAUGGAUCACCGUAUCAAAGGAGAUGAACAUCUCCAAAAUUCAAAAUAGCAUCUUGCUUCAAAUGGGAGUAGUUCUUCCUGAAAAUGAGGAUGAAACAAUAAGGGCAGGAAUGUUAUAUGAAAUGUUGACUCGAAGGGGCAGGUAUGUGUUAAUUUUAGAUGAUUUAUGGGACAAACUUUCUCUUGAAGAAGUAGGAAUCCCCGAGCCUUCUAACGGGAGUAAGUUAGUGGUAACAACUCGGAUGUUGGAUGUGUGUCGUUAUUUGGAAUGUCGAGAAGUUAAAAUGCCUACUCUUCCAGAACACGAUGCAUGGAGUUUGUUCUUGAAGAAAGUAGGUGGAGAUGUUUUGAAAAAUGAAAGUCUACUACCAAUUGCGAAAUCUAUUGUUGCGCAAUGUGCUGGUUUGCCGUUAGCUAUUGUUACUGUAGCUAGCAGUAUGAAGGGCAUAACAAAUGUUCAUGAAUGGAGGAAUGCACUAAAUGAAUUAACUAGAUCUGUAAGAGGUGUGACUGGGUUAGAUGAAAAGGUACUUCGGCAACUUCAAUUUAGCUAUGAUCAUUUAGAAUGUGAAAGAGUCCAGCAUUGCUUCCUCUGUUGUGCAUUAUAUCCUGAAGAUUAUAAUAUCUCUGAAUUUAAUCUAAUAGAACUUUGGAUUGCUGAGGGGCUUGUAGAAGAAAUGAAUAGCCAACAAGCAGAGUUUGAUCAGGGGUACACCAUAUUAAAUAAACUCAAAAAUAAUUGCUUGUUAGAACAUGAUGAAUUUACCGAAUGUGUGAAGUUGCAUGACCUCAUGAGAGACAUGGCGCUACGCAUCACGAGAACACGAUUCUUGGUAAGAGCCGGUCUGCAAUUGAAAGAGAUACCACAUGGGCAAGAAUGGACAGAAGAUUUAGAAAAGGUUUCCUUGAUGAAAAAUGCAAACUUACGAAUUCCAUUACAAAUGUCACCGCCAAUAUGCCAGAUGCUCACAACUUUAUUAUUGUCCGAUUGCUUAAUAGUGAGUAUUCCAGAUUGUUUCUUUGAGCACAUGAAGGGACUCAAAGUUCUUAACCUUUCUGAAAAUAAUUUUACAAUUUUACCAAGUUCCAUCUCUAACUUGGAAGCUCUCACUGUAUUAUUGCUAAGAGCAUGCAAUUAUUUAGAAAAGGUGCCAUCUUUCUCAAAACUUGAAACUUUAAAGAAGUUGGAUCUUGAAGACACGGGAAUCAUUAAUCUCCCGCAUGGGAUGGAAAGGUUGGUAAAUCUCAAUUUUCUUCAUCUGUCGGUGGAAGAAGUCCCUAGUGGAAUAUUAUCAAAAUUCUCAUGCCUGCGAGACUUAGGGCUAAGUUCUGCAUUUGUCAGAGGAGAAGAGAUAGGUGAGUUAAAGAAGCUGGAGUUCUUUGAAGGGAGGUUUUAUGACUUGAAUGAAUUGAAUACUUUUGUGCAAGCUUUGCAGAGUCGAGGACAACAGCUUUUUCGAUACAACGUGGGUGUGGGUGAUAAAAAUUUCUAUGGUUUCUGCGAAUGGGAUAAAUACAUUGAAUUAUCUUCUUCCCAUCCAAUCUGUAGAAAUGGUGUCAAGUUCCCAUCCGAUCUUCAGCAAUUGACAAUUAACAAUGGCAUUGUUGAUUUCCUAGAAGAAGAGGUGUUUUUUCCAUGGUUUAUCCAAAUGCCAAAUGGCAUGUUUUCUUUUCUUGAAGUAAUUGAUAUAGAUGAAUGUGAAAACAUAAAAAAGCUGUUCACGUGUAGUUGGGUGCAAAGUAACCUCCCAAAUUUGGAAGUGUUAUCUGUUCAGGGAUGUCACCAAAUGGAGGAAAUAAUAGCAUCAGAAAUGGAAUUCGUUGAAGAAGAAAGAAUGGGUGGUAGCAACAGUAAUACCAUCCCAUUGACUCUUCCCAAAUUAAGGAUAUUGAACUUGGAGUUUUUACCUGAACUGAAAAGUAUUUGUGGUGCAAAUAGAGUAAUGGUGUGUGAUUCUAUUGAAAAGAUUAGAAUCUAUAAUUGUUCAAAAUUACAGAGGAUUCCUCUGUAUCUUCCACUGCUUGAUGAUGGCCAACCAUCUCCUCCUCCCUCUUUAGAGAAAAUCUUUAUAUUUCCAGAGAAGAAGUUGAGAUCGCUGGAGUGGGAUCAUCCCAAUGCUAAGUCUGUACUGGAGCCAUUUUUGAAGUCCUACAAACGCUGA